This is a messenger RNA of Naegleria gruberi, 1053 nucleotides long. RefSeq lists its product as uncharacterized. Gene Ontology annotation, cellular component: endoplasmic reticulum membrane; Golgi membrane. The coding region runs from base 1 to 1053 and encodes 350 amino acids. Gene Ontology annotation, molecular function: UDP-N-acetylglucosamine transmembrane transporter activity. The record is from RefSeq and is a predicted model, not a curated record. The transcript has a single exon. Lineage: Eukaryota; Heterolobosea; Eutetramitea; Acrasida; Naegleriidae. Gene Ontology annotation, biological process: transmembrane transport.
AUGUCGCUCCAACUACUCAUCAAUAAUCUCGCAUUGGUAUUUGAUACGAACAGUCCAGUGUCGAGUGUUGCAAUGAUUAUGGUCGGAUGUGUGCUGAACGUUGUAGUUUUGGAAAUGAUUUUAAAUAUUGACUCAAAAUUAGGACCACUCAUUACAUUGAUACAAUUUAUUUUUAUUGCUUUGGAGUCUAUAAGACAUAAUAUUGAUUGGGAGACAAAGUCUUUGAAGAAGAGAGCCAUUCCGUUGUGGUUUUAUUGUAUUUUAGUAUUCUUGUUCUUUUUCCAAUCCGUUGUAAAUAAUUUAGUAUUUUCGUAUCACAUUUCGAUUGUACUUCACACAAUAUUUAGAUCCAGCUCAUUGUUGAUGAAUUUAGCUAUCGGAAUUUUAAUGUUUGGAAAAACUCAUUCAAAGGAAAAGAUUUACUCUGUUGUGUUGAUUACUGUUGGAAUUUUCUUGGCUGUGGUUGCCUCCAAUAAGAGUGAAUCAACAGUUUUUGGACAGGAAAUUAAUGGAUCUGAAUGGUUUGUUGGAUUAAUGCUCUUAACAGCAAGUCAAUUCAUGACUGGGUUAUUGGGAAAUUUACAAUCGUAUGCCUAUCAAAAAUAUGGAACCAACGAUGAGAAUGAGAAUAUUUUCUAUUCACACGUAUUGUCCAUUCCAUGUUUCAUAUUCUUCGCUCCAUCACUGAUUGAAAAUUACUACUCCAUGCAACAACAUCCAAUUUUGUAUUGGUACAUGUUUUUGAGUGUACUAACUCAAAUUGUGUGUAUUAAGGGUGUCUACAAAUUGACUGCUCAAACCAACUCUUUGGCCACUACUUUGACCAUUACUGUGAGAAAGUUUGUCAGCUUGUUGUUUAGUAUCUUUUACUUUGGAAAUACCUUUACCCUUCUCCAUACCUUCAGUACCUUCUUGGUCUUUUAUGGCACACACUUGUUUGUUCAGAAACCAAAGAAUGUUAUUACUGCUUCAGAUUCAGCUCCUCCAACACCAACAACAGAGCUUCCUUCUUCAACAAAAUCGGAAAAGCCAAAGGAAGUUCACACUAAUUAA